AUGCCUGAUUUAACACAUUUGUUUAAUAGAUAUGUUGAGGUGAUUAAGGAAACCGAAAAUACCCAUGAAGCAACUCAGUGGUCUGAAGAUGUGGAGAAGAGAAAGCAAUUGAGAGGAAAGUUCCGCGUGGAAGAUAGUUUUAUUAAGGAGUGUUAUGAGCUUCUGAAACAUAUAUUUGAGCUUAAGAAGGUGAUUUUAUCAUUGGAAAAGUCGUACAUGAGUGAAGUAGAGAUGUCAGAGAAGGAAAAGGAUGAUUUUGAUGUGGAAGCUAGAUUACAAUUGCAGCAGUAUAUAGAAAAACUAAAGUAUUUGGAGCGCUAUGAAAUGAAAAGGCAGAACCUAAUGGAGUCUAAAGCGCUUAUAGAUACUGCAACUGACCUUUUUGGUCUUCUCAGUGGUAAAUCAAAAGAAAUCAACGAAUUUCACAAAACAAACAACCAAUUUAGAAAUGGUGUACUGCAAUCGGUGGGCAUGUGGUUAUCUAAAACGUCUAUGCAGCUUUCACAGAUGCAAAGAGCACGACUCCACAGACAACAGGAAUUGGAUUCUAUUGAUUUUAAUGCUCAAUUGUAUAUGCGAGCGAAUCAAAUUGCAUCUGUUGCGCAGACUCCCGCAAUAGAAACUACAAAGCAUGAAAUAAAACAAUAUGAGGACACUAUGUCUAUGUUAUCACAACAACAAAUCCAGGAAUUGGAAACGGAGCAUGAAGAACUUCUAAAUCAAAAGACAAAGGAGUUAAUGAAAGUGCAGAAGUUGUCUAAGACAGUAAUGGAAGUUGCAUCGCUUCAAAAUGAACUAGCCACACAUCUUCAAGUUCAGACAGAGAAUAUUAACACUUUGCUUUACAACAAUGAGGAUGUUACUUUGGAUAUACAGCAGGGAAACCGCCAGCUACGAAAAGCUCAAGAGCGCGGUGGAAAAUCUGCGUUGAUGAUCAUCUACAUGUCCAUUAUAUUUGGAUUACUAAUUCUAUUCUUAGACUACAUAAACUAA
This is a messenger RNA of Eremothecium sinecaudum, 993 nucleotides long. RefSeq names its product Ufe1p (gene UFE1). Lineage: Eukaryota; Fungi; Ascomycota; Saccharomycetes; Saccharomycetales; Saccharomycetaceae. The transcript has a single exon. The record is from RefSeq and is a predicted model, not a curated record. Gene Ontology annotation, cellular component: endoplasmic reticulum; SNARE complex. Gene Ontology annotation, biological process: retrograde vesicle-mediated transport, Golgi to endoplasmic reticulum. The coding region runs from base 1 to 993 and encodes 330 amino acids.